UAAAAAAAAAUUAUAUGCUUGUAAUGGAUAGAUUGGGUAUAGAUUUGAGAAAAUAUUUGCAACAAAAUCAUAAUCAACUUACUUGGAAAGUAAGAAUUUUUAUUGCUCACAGGAUAAUUAGUGCACUUGCUAUAAUUCACAAAAAAAAUGUAAUUCAUAGAGAUUUGCAUUCUGGAAAUAUAUUGCAUUCUCCAAGAAGUGAUAGGUGGCGUAUUAGUGAUCUUGGAUUUUGUGGCCCUGCAGAUAAACCAACAAAAAGUAUAUAUGGAAAUCUUCCCUAUAUAGCACCUGAGGUUAUUUCUGGAAAACAAACUACAACAGCAUCUGAUAUUUAUAGUGUUGCAAUGCUUAUGUGGGAGAUUUCAUCUGGACAACCACCAUUUAUUAAUUAUGAACAUGAUUAUGAUCUUGCAAUGAAUAUAAUUAAUGGUAUAAGGCCAAGAAUAGUAUCAGGAACUCCUUUAGAAUAUAAAAAUUUAAUUGUACAAUGUUGGGAUGCCGAUCCAUCAAAAAGACUUAAUAUCAGUGAACUUCUAAGAAAAAUAAGAGAAAUUGAUUUAUCAUAUCAAAACAUGCCAAAUGAAUCAUUUCAAACCAAUAUAACUAAUAAUUUAGAAUCAGGUUUUACAAAUACAUAUAACAAAUUAUUUACAAGUAAAAUUCACCAAUUUGAAAAUUUUCCUGAACCAAGAAAUGCAACUGAAGAAGAACAAGAAGUUGAUGAUUUUGAUAAAUCAAGUACUAAUCAGAAAAGCAAUAGUGCAUCAUCAACAAUAAGUAAUAAUUUUGAAGGUAAUUUCAUCCGCAAGUUAUUGAAUUUAUCAUCUACUAACUCUUCUUCUGAACCCCGAAAUGUGGAGAAUUAGCAACGUUAUCUUUUUAUAUAUACUAAACAAUUAAUAUUUAAUACUUUUUAGGCGAUAACAAAGACUUACUAACAAAAUUUAAUGAAUUACAAAUAAAUUCAGAAAAUGGUAGGCGAAUAAUAUAAAAAUAGAUAAUAUAUUGAGUCGUAGCAGGCUGCUUCCUAAGGAGAUCAGGCCAAGGGGAGCCAAGGCAACCUAAACUAGAUGUUCGUUUUUUCAAAGGGUUUGUGGUCUAACUGGAAAAACAAUUAAUAACUAUUAAUUAUAAUAAUAAUUUUUAUUAUUUAGAUACCCAAAAUAAUUUUAUUAAAGACGAACAACAAAUAAAAAAUUAUCAUAUUGAUAUUAGUGAUGAAGAUGAGAUAUGUAAUAAUCCAAAUUUU
Molecule: messenger RNA, 1249 nt
Organism: Rhizophagus irregularis DAOM 181602=DAOM 197198
Lineage: Eukaryota; Fungi; Glomeromycota; Glomeromycetes; Glomerales; Glomeraceae
Source: RefSeq, a predicted model, not a curated record